AUGCGGGCGCCACUCUGCCUGUUGCUGCUCGUCGCCCACGCCGUGGACAUGCUCCCCUUGAACCGAAGGAAGAAGCAAGUGGGCACUGGUCCGGGGGGCAACUGCACAGGCUGUGUCAUCUGCUCAGAGGAGAAUGGCUGCUCCACCUGCCAGCAGAGGCUCUUCCUGUUCAUCCGCCGGGAAGGUAUCCGUCAGUACGGCAAGUGUGUGCACGACUGUCCCCCCGGCUACUACGGCAUCCGCGGCCAGGAGGUCAACAGGUGCAAAAAAUGUGGGGCCACCUGUGAGAGCUGCUUCAGCCAGGACUUCUGCAUCCAGUGCAAGAGGCGGUUCUACCUGUACAAGGGGAAGUGUCUGCCCACCUGCCCACCGGGCACCACAGCCCAGCAGAGCACACGGGAGUGCCAGGAGGAGUGUGAGCUGGGCCCCUGGGGCCACUGGAGCCCCUGCACCCCCAACAGGAAGACCUGCGGCUCGGCCUGGGGCCUGGACACCCGGGUGCGAGAGGCAGGCCGGGCUGGGCAGGAAGAGGCAGCCACCUGCCAGGUGCUGUCCGAGUCGCGGAAAUGUUCCAUCCAGAGGCCCUGCCCGGGAGAGAAGAGCCCCGGGGAGAAGAAGGGCCGGAGGGAGCAGCGCCCGCGCAAGGACGGGAAGCCAGACCGCAAGCUGCCCGCCAGGCCCCGGCGGCCGCAGCCCUCGGACACCAGCUCCUCCAGAAACGCCCUGGAGAAGGCUCCGGGCCUCCCGAUGCCCGGACGCUUCCCCCAGCUGGCAGGAGAGGAGCCACCAUGGGGCCUCCGGCUGGACGGCCAGCCCUGUGCCCGCCUGUGGCAGCAGAGUCCGCCCUCCUGGAAGCUGCCUGCUGCCCCAUCAGUGCUCCCUCGGCACCCUCCCUCUGGUAGCUCCCUGCCCUGUUUCCAGAGCCUACGGGACUCCCAUGUCCUUCGGGGACCCAAGCGCUGCCCCAGCUAG
Messenger RNA from Ceratotherium simum simum (southern white rhinoceros), 972 nucleotides. NCBI's taxonomy places the organism in Eukaryota, Metazoa, Chordata, Mammalia, Perissodactyla, Rhinocerotidae. The record is from RefSeq and is a predicted model, not a curated record.